Peronospora belbahrii is the source of this 786-nucleotide messenger RNA. The record is from the annotation of a GenBank genome assembly. NCBI's taxonomy places the organism in Eukaryota, Oomycota, Peronosporomycetes, Peronosporales, Peronosporaceae.
AUGCGUAUCAAGAACAUUGCAGCCAAGUUGUCCAGUUUCAUGGUUCUAGCGGUUGCCGCCGUGUUUGGAAGGUGCUCAGCGACAAGCAUGCCAUAUGACUUUAGCGCGCUGAGUACGUCUGGUGAGAGUGUCGUCUCGUCCGAGCACAACUUGACCUCUCACCUUGCCGUGACGACGAACGACCCUGCCGGCAAUUCUGAAGCAAGAACUGUAACUGAUGUUGCUGCAAAGGUGCCUUUACUUGAAAGGGUUAUCGAUAAAGAGCGUCAUUUUGAAACGCCGGAAUCGUUAGUGGCACAUUUGCGUGACAUUUUAUUGCUCAAGAAAAAAGAAGAAGCCAAAAUGUAUUUACGCAGUGACGAAUUUUUUCAUAUAUUCAAUAAUUACAGGUCCAUGUGUAGAACGAUGAGCGCUGAAACCAAGUUGAAGGCGGACGUUGCAUUUUUCAAUGCAUUAAAACAUAAGCUUGGCGCCCAAACGGUUUUAACGCGUUUUGACGAAAUCAUUCAUGGCAAAGAAUAUUCACAAGAGCUGGUGAAACAGAUGACUGAAAUGCGAAAUGCACAUUUUUUAGAUGUGGCUGGCAUAUACAAAGAUGCGAAUUCUUACAUGUUGUACGUGAUAGACUCAAACGCGAAAAUGUUAUUGGGUUCGAAGGAAAUGACGGCUGAAAAAGUCAAUGCUGACUUGAAGCUGCAACGUAUUAGGGAUGAUUACACGAGUUUCCUUGGUCAGUACAACGAAGCAUGGUCUCAAAUGGUCCUUCGCAGUGCAAACAAGAACUAG